Lachancea sp. 'fantastica' is the source of this 2322-nucleotide messenger RNA. NCBI's taxonomy places the organism in Eukaryota, Fungi, Ascomycota, Saccharomycetes, Saccharomycetales, Saccharomycetaceae. The record is from the annotation of a GenBank genome assembly.
AUGGGAGAUGUUCAAAUUUCCAGUUCGGAAGAACCGAAUUCAGCUCGCCAGAAAAAGAACGAUCAAAUUACAGAAAGAAAUCGGCAAUUUGACAGCUGGACGAGUAAAGACUUCAAGAAUGGUGUUUAUCAGCUAUUCCGGGGCAAACAAGAUGCAUCAGAUAGAAUUGGGAAUGAACUUCUCAUGAGAAGGGCACUGGACGAUUCUGCAGAAUCUCGAGACUUCCUUAUAACGCAAUUUCGAGAAAAUAUCGACACUGGCCUAGCAAUCCUAGGCUCAUGGAGAUCGGGCACUGCAGACAUCUUAUUUCGGUGUUUUGAAGAACAAAAGGCGUCAAAUUCGCUUGUUCUCGAAGUGAUACGAAUUUUAGAGCUCAAAGAGCACAAAAGGGCUGACACAAGCAGUGCUAGCGGGUCUGAAACACACAAUAAUUCUCUCAAAGGAUCUGACAUCUCUACUCCAUUCUUAUUCACGGUGGCCGCGGAGCUCGUCUCUAAAUUUAAUUUGGACUUUGACACUGUCAAGCCUUUGGUGAAAAUGGCCGUUUUAAGAAGCCACGGGCAGGUAGAACCUAUUAAGUUGCUGCACGCGAUGGUCAUGAAAUAUGGAGAACAAUUUCAAAUAGAGUUGCUCAACGUCUUCACCUCAUUGCUUCAAGAAGGACUAGAAAAGAGUGACCUUAUGCAGUCUUACCUUAUCAAUGUCGUUUCCGUCCUAAAGGCCCUCUACUUGCAAGCAACAGCUUUCUGUACAGAGCUCUUCCUUAGCGAGCAAUUCCAAACCGUUGCGCAAACGAAUUUUUUCAAGACAAGCCAAGUGACUAGCUCGAUUUUAGAUCUAAUGUCAACCGCUUGCAUUGAUAGCGUGGCAAGGAACUACAUUGCCGAGAAGUACUUCACUCUACUAAGCGAAUGUCUAAGUGUCGAGCGUUACAAGUUUGCAGCCAGCUUAGUUUUGCUGAAGACUUGGAAUUUUACUAAAUUGAAGGGUGACGCGGUCGAUGACAUGGCAUCCACCCUGAUAAAGCAGCUCAAUAUGCCCAAGAAGCAGCAGAAAUCAAUGGAUAGCCUCAAGCAGGAUGAACUGGCUGUAGAAGGUUUGGCAUACCUCACGCUCAAAGCAUCCGUGAAGAUGCUGUUGUUUUCGAAUUCAGACUUUCUUGAUACCCUGAUCGAGUAUCUUGGGGAAGAGAACACUCCUAAUUCCAUGUAUUAUGGUAUUCUGGUGAUUCUCGGUAAUUUAUCAGAUUUGCAGAGCUCUAGCACAUCCGCUGGCAAGUCUAUAGAAGAGCUGAAAGCUCGCGCAGAGCCGAGUACCAUGCGGGACGGCGAGAAAACAAAUAUAAAGGAUGAGACUGUCCUGAAAUUCAUUUCAGAAUGCAUCUUAAGUCGCGACGUGAUAGGCAUUGUGAAAAGACACAUAAAAUCGAGGAAGAUGCAGGGAACUGGUUCGCAUCAUCAGCUCCUAAGAUUAAUUUUUAGUGCGGCCCAAAACAAAGCUUACAUCACUACCCUGGUAUCGCAGGGUAGCGUCACUGUUCUACUCGAAUCUUUGGCUUUAUCAAACAUUCCUUCGGAGGUGAGAGUCUUGGCUUUACGCGCCUUAGCUAGAACUUUAACGGCAGUCAAUCCCCAGCUUGUGUUCAAAGAAUAUUCCGCGUUGAAUGCCUUGCCAUUUUUGUUCGAACUCAUCCCUGAUCCAGAAAUGUCUUCGGAGAGUCACUUGCAAAUCAAAGAUACAUAUGAGUCAUUACUGGCAUUGACUAAUCUCGCCACUUUGUCCGAAGGCGCUAUCAUUUGUGAAAAGAUCAUGUCAGUUGCAGCGUAUUGGGAUAAGUUAGAAAAUUUGAUGCUCGAUUCGGUAGUGGAAAAUCAAAGAUCUACACUCGAGCUAUUUUCGAAUAUGAUGGCUUCCUCCUUGCGUGUUGCGGUCAAAUUUUUCAACUUUCAAAACCCUCUGAGUGUCCGCAAUUUCAAGAUUCUUGUAAAACUGCUCCAUUUGGAUGACAGAAAGUCAAGGCUGGCGGUGGCUGCGAUUUUCGCUAACAUUGCGACUUCGGUUCCUUUCAUUGCCGAAGAACUUGCUCGACAACCGGAAUUGAUUAAAAACUCGAUAGAGUUACUGGAAGAUCAGAAAGGCGAUGCAGAAAUGCGUCAUCGUCUUAUUGUUCUUUUCGAUGCGUUGAUAGGUUUCGGCCUUGAUACGGAGGCUUUCUCGUCUCAGAAAUCAGAACUCAAAAAGGCUUUGUCAGGAAUUCAGAACGAGGAGCCCUCUUCUUCGGAGUACAGCAUAUCCAUCAGGGACAUGUUAGCCAAACUAUAA